Molecule: messenger RNA, 3817 nt
Organism: Perca fluviatilis (European perch)
Lineage: Eukaryota; Metazoa; Chordata; Actinopteri; Perciformes; Percidae
Gene: ilrun
Product: inflammation and lipid regulator with UBA-like and NBR1-like domains
Exons: 5
Coding region: 145-996 (283 amino acids)
Biological process (GO): macroautophagy
Cellular component (GO): phagophore assembly site
Molecular function (GO): ubiquitin binding
Source: RefSeq, a predicted model, not a curated record
CAUCGUCCCCCUAGUUGUGCCAUGCGCAGUGACGGUUGUUAUUGUUGAGCUGGUUGUUAUGGCUGGACAAGGCCUCGGACUAAACUGAAAGAGGUCCCCCCCCCUCGCACCACCCCGUCUCCGCUACGGGACACCCGCCACCCCAUGGAGGGCACGGACAUGGACGUGGACGCGGAGCUCAUGCAGAAGUUCAGCUGCAUGGGCACCACGGACAAGGACGUCCUCAUUUCGGAGUUCCAGAGGCUGUUGGGCUUUCAGCUAAACCCAGCCGGCUGCGCCUUCUUCCUGGACAUGACCAACUGGAACCUGCAGGCUGCUAUUGGUGCAUAUUAUGACUUUGAAAGUCCCAACGUCAACACGCCAUCCAUGUCCUUUGUUGAAGAUGUGACAAUUGGGGAAGGAGAGUCUGUUCCUCCAGAUACACCGUUCACAAAGACCUGGAGAAUACAAAACACAGGUGCAGAGUCGUGGCCACCUGGGGUUUGUCUCAAAUACAUUGGUGGGGAUCAGUUUGGGCAUGUAAACACAGUUCUGGUGAAGUCCCUAGACCCCCAGGAAAUAUCAGAUGUGAGUGUGCAGAUGCGAAGUCCCACAGCUCCAGGCAUGUACCAGGGCCAGUGGAGGAUGUGUACAGCCACCGGAUUAUUCUAUGGAGAUGUGAUCUGGGUAAUUCUUAGUGUAGAAGUUGGAGGUCUCCUCGGCGUGACCCAGCAGCUGUCCUCCUUCGAGACAGAAUUCAAUACCCAACCCCAGCGCAAUGUGCAGGGAGACUUCAACCCCUUUGCCUCGCCACAGAAGAACAAGCACGACGCCACUGACAACAGCUUCACAGAUCCUGGCGGGGCGUGGGAACGCACGCAAGAGCCAAUCCAGCAAGAUCAAAAUGGACAGUCUCAUAAUGCUGUAAAUAGGGCGUCAAAUGGUCUCCAAGCCAAUCUUUCUGUGGUGACUUAUGGUCAGGGUAUUCAUGGACCGUAUCCAUUUGGACAGAGCUAGAAUGACAAAGAGCCCCUCCCCACAUCACACCAUGGUGGAUGAUGAGAUUAACACCCUGGCAGUCCUUAAAUGCAGAGGAGUCGGACAGGGGGGACGGAGGAACUGUUGUUUUAUAUUGACUCGUGACAACCUUCUCCUCUACCCUGUGGUCCUUUCCACAGAAACACAAACUACAGUGAGGGGAUGGAUUACAUCCGCUACAGUGAAACAUCCCACCUGACAUCAACACCCGGAUUCGCAUGUGUGAAUGCUUCAUUUAAGAGUGCUAUAAAACAUUACAAAUAGAUACACACGGCUAUUUUUAUUUCCACUGUAAAACACGCCUAAUUAAAGGGAAAAUCAACCCCUGAACAACCUACAUACAAUUUAGUAUUCCCAUGGACAAAUGAAUACUUUGUUUCAGGGUUCCUACACAGGUCUGGACAUUUUUUGGAAAAUUGCUGCGAAUAGUCCAAAAUUAAUGUCAUCAUUGAUAAUUGUGAGGCCUUGAAAAGUUUCCAAUCUGGUAUUAUUUCAAACAGCUUGGGAGCUAUUAAAAAUAAAAAUAAAAAAAUGUGCUUAAAAAUACUAUUGAGAACAUAUGAUGGACUGUCAUGUUUCAAGUAUUUUUGUGGAGAAUAGUUGGAUUUAUGCCUGAGAGGACUAAUAGUUACCACCGAUAUUUGUUUUUAUAUUACAUUUUACUCAAAAGUUACUGUUGUAAACAGUGUUCCCCUUUUUGGGCUAAAAGUAAGCAGUUUUUCACCCUCCUUGAACCCUCCCAGGUUGCUGAGGCAGUUCAAAUAACACGUGGCCGUGAAAAAAGUAUAUAUAUAUUUUUUAUACUGGCACAAAGACAUUAACAACACUAACAAAAAAUACAUAACACUUGUUGGACCAUUUCUUACAUUACUCACUGUCGGUAACUGAAAAACAUCUUUGACACAACAUUUGAAAUGAAGUAACACAAUUACAUUGCUCUCAGGAGUCCACCAUCUGUGUAAUUACAGUAAAAAAAAAUUUUUUUAUCACGUCUGAAAGAAGUAUUGGCUUCCAAACACUGAUCGGACACAUAUUGAACACCACAUGUUCACAUUCAAAGAUAUUCAAAGAUUGGGCAAAUAUCCUCCAUUUCCUCUUUUGCAAAGACAAUAUGGACCAUGCCUGUUUAGGAACCCUGUCUCUCCCAAAGAUAAAAUCCAGGGAACCACGACACUAAUCUGUUCUGUCUGCAGGUUUCCCACUUCAGACUGUAUUGUGUGCGUGUGUGUGUGUGUGUGCGCGCAUGCGUUUUAGGGUAGGUUUUCGCUUUAAAUGGAUGCUGAAGCGCAAAAGGAUGCAAGUGAGUUUACGCAAGUGAGCUGUGAGGAAGGGUUUAAAAAAAAAAGCCAUCUAAAUCGAUUUCGCCUGGUGAGGGACUGCAGUUCUGAGUCCAUGUCCUGUGUGUGUGUGUGUGUGUGUGUGUGCGUGUGUGUGCGCGCCUGUUAAGGUUGCAUGUAUGUUAUGGUUUCUCUUUGGAUUUAACUGACAUAAAAAUGGUGUAUACUACUUGGGCAAAGGAUGACAUGUCUAUUCACAUACAGAUCGAUAUGGAGAGAGCUUCACUGGCCGUGUACCUCUGAAGUAGUUGUUGAGGGAUUCGGCACCGUUUGGAUGAACUGACUCAUUAACUGACCUUAUUAUUUAUUUGAUGUCUUGUUGUGCACUGCGGAUGCAAAAAGUCCCAUGUAUAGCCAGCAGGUGGUGCUAAAAAUCAGAUUUCUUCAACUCCACAUCAUGCUAAGUACAUAGUAAAGAAAAAAUGAUUGUAGUCUGAGACUAUUUGAAUAUGAAAAUUAAUGGUUUGCAUCAGCUUUAUUGGCACUGAUAUUCUGUUACUGCUAUUUGCACAACACUGUCCACCACUUCUGAGGAGGAAACGUGAAAUUAUUUUUGGCUUUUUGUGGAUUGUGAUACCAGCAUUUUCCAGAAGGUUCUGUUGGGUUUUUUUGCUUAUCCGCUCUCCCCUAAAGGCCUAUGUUCUUCACAGCUUUAAAGUUUGUUUUCAAAGUGUUAACCACAAAGUUUUAAAAGUUAGUUUCAUCACUGCACCGGUGAUGUCUGACUUUGAAAAUGAAGAUUGGUUGAUGUUUACAUUGAUCACACAUUUAGGUUUUACAUGCCUGGAAAUGAGUUAUACAGGCUGUCUACUAUCACACCUGAAUUUUUACUUCAGCUUUGUUAUGUUCAUUAUGUCAGACAGUGCAUUUCAUCAUGUAGUUUGGGCUUAAAAAGAAAAUGGGGAAAAGUUGUUGACUCCACGAUGGUGUUCCAAUUUUUUCUAGGAGGAUAUUUUAAUUUAUCAAACUUGUUGUAGUUUUGAUCAUCUAAAUGUUAUUCAUCAUGAUCUUUAGAGUUGAUUGCUUCUAUGAUCAUGUGUACCCUGUUUGUACAAUUCACCAGCAUUCUGUGUUGCAUUCGCUGCUGUAUUUGUAUUGAGUCAACUGAUAGUCCUCCUCCCAAACAGUAUACACUGUUCUGCGUUUGCCUCUUUUAGUCAUGUCAGUCUUUUUUUUUUUGUGUGUGUGUGUGCUUCCUUCCUUCUUGUGAGCUUGCUUGUGAGUGUUUUGGUUUGUGAGAGAGACAGAUGGUGAGAAAUCUGAAUAUUGCUGGAUUAAUUCUCUAGUUUUAGUUUGUGACUAUGUACGGAUUUGAGAUGGGAGGUAUGGUGAGUGGAUGAGAUGAACGUUUACAUAGUCCUUAAAUAGCACAUUUAUCUGAAGAGAAACUGUCAAAAUAAAGCUCCCCCCCCCUGUAUCUAUAAUUAAGCAUUUGUAUGAUUAAAUUAACACUGAAACAAUGA